AUGGCUGCUUAUUCUUUUGGAACAUCUAAUCAACGACCACCUCCUAAGGUUGAAUAAGCUCCAGGAGUAGGGAACUACAACCCUGAUCGAUAUCCUCAUUAAAGACCUCCUUCUUGGAAAAUUGGAACUGCCAAUAGAAUUGGAUUGCAGAUAGCUUUUCAACCUGGGCCAGGCUAAUAUGAGCAACUGCAAAAAGCCAUAAAAAGGAAAAAGCCUGAAUUCUCAAUGGGAGCUAAAUUUUAAAACCACACAGAAGUGGGCAAGGGAAUCACCCCUGGACCUGGUGCAUACAAUCCAGACUUUAAACCUCUGCAAAAGUGCGCUUCCAGUUAUAGCAUGAGAAAUAAGCCAUAAUUGGGAGGAAUUGAUGACAAUUUAAGAGAGCUAAAGAAUGGGCCUGGCCCUGCUGCAUAUGAGACUAAUUAUUCGACUGUCCUAAGCAGACCUGCAUCCAGAAUUGGGAAUCAAAAUAGAGGAGGCUUCUAUGAUACCAAACCCUUUAUUCCUGGAGUUGGUAAGUAUAAUGUGCGUCCUUCAACGUCGGGACCCUAUCAUAGAUUUGGAAAUGCCUUAAGAGAUUCAACCUUUACUGAAAGAGUAUAGACUCCAGGACCUGGCCAAUAUAUGCAUCAAUCGCACUUGAAUCUCAAAGCAACAACCAUCAGUUCCAAGCGAAUACCUACAGCAACUGAUUCAGCUCCAGGUCCUGGACAUUAUGAUCCUUCCACUGAUUUUACAAAGCGAACUGUUCCUGGGGGUAGGGUUGGAACUGCAAAGUAGAGAUAGGUCUUUGAUGCACAUUACACUCCAGGACCUGGACAUUAUUAAUCUCAGAGUGCUACUAAGAGAAGACCUCCCAGUUAUAAGAUAGGUUCAGAAUAAAGGAGACUUGUAAAUUAGUAGGAAGUGCCAGGUCCUGGAACAUACGAUAUUAGUAGAGAUGGGGGAAGCAAAGGUUAUACUCUGAGACCCAAAUACACAGAUAGAUUGCCAGAUGGUACGCCAGGCCCUUUGGAUUAUCAUCCUAAUGUUUCAUAGACAAAAUCGAGACCUUUGUCAUGCAGAGUUGGAACUGAGGCGAGGGAGAAGAGCAAAAUGAAUGACAAUCCUGCUCCAAAUCAUUAUCAAUUCAAUUAAGCAAAUCCAGGACCGAAAUUCCCAUUCGGAUCAGAAUCGAGAGUAACUGAUAGAAAUGAUGUUGGACCAGGACCUGGAACAUAUAACAUUCCACCUUAUUUUGCUAAUGUUCCUAAUUAUCUAAUUCCAAAUAAAAGCCAUAUAGAUUUGUGA
Paramecium tetraurelia is the source of this 1290-nucleotide messenger RNA. RefSeq lists its product as uncharacterized. The transcript has 6 exons. Lineage: Eukaryota; Ciliophora; Oligohymenophorea; Peniculida; Parameciidae. The record is from RefSeq and is a predicted model, not a curated record.